Messenger RNA from Pelobates cultripes (western spadefoot toad), 465 nucleotides. The record is from the annotation of a GenBank genome assembly. NCBI's taxonomy places the organism in Eukaryota, Metazoa, Chordata, Amphibia, Anura, Pelobatidae.
AUGAACUGUAGGCAGACACAAGACCCACGAGGCAAGCUUAAAAUGGCCACAGAACUGGAGAUACUGCAACCACGACCAGACCUCAGAACCCAGGAGUGGCUUAAAUCAUUGAAUGACAGAUUUUAUGCGAUCUGUCUGAGAUUUUGGCGCCGACUGCGCGACCAAUCCCGGAAGUCUCCAUCUCCUGCUGAUCUGACACCCCACACCGAUAGCCUGGAUGUCUCUCCUCCACCCAGGCCGGGGGCCAACUUGGAGCAUAGCCAACACCUGAUUACACCUCCAGCCAAACAGAAAAGCGGUGCUGCUGUCCUCAACAACCUCUCCUCUUCCGAGCAUGGGGGCCCAUCCGGAGGUAACCCCUCACUGCCGUCCACACACCCAGAAGGCCGUUUGAAUUCUGGAACACCCAUGUCCCACGAUCCUAAUGACAGGAUCAAUGGACCUAAGGCUCGGGCUCCCCCUUAG